Eutrema salsugineum is the source of this 1406-nucleotide messenger RNA. Its product is annotated as peroxisome biogenesis protein 22. The record is from RefSeq and is a predicted model, not a curated record. NCBI's taxonomy places the organism in Eukaryota, Viridiplantae, Streptophyta, Magnoliopsida, Brassicales, Brassicaceae. The transcript has 8 exons. Gene Ontology annotation, biological process: peroxisome organization. Bases 186 to 1028 code for a protein of 280 amino acids.
UGGACUUUGCCAAGUUUUUGUUCUACGGGAAAGUACAAUUCCUCUCUGUCUCUCUCUCUCUAAAGUCGGGGCUCGAGAACAGUGCCUUUCUUUUCUGGAUAUCCGAAAGCUGAAGCUAAGAAUCUCUUCAUAGUUCGAUUUUUUCGUGUUAAAACGACGACGGUUUUUCAAAAUUCGGAGAGGUUAUGGCGGAAUCGUCGUCUUCUUCGUCGCCUACUGAAGAGAUUGUUCGAAUGAUCAAGCGAUUAAGCGCUUACGUUGCUUUCAAGAUGUCUAGCCUCUUCUCUACAUCAAUUCGGAAUCUGGAUUCACGAUCGAUUGGUGCUAUUGCGGGGCUUGCAAUUGCUGUGAUUUUCACAUGGAGGGCGAUAAGAACGCCACGGGAACGUCAGAGAAGGCAGCCAAAACGCAGGACGCAGCAGUCAGGUGAAACCUCUAGUGCUGCUGCUGCUCAGUCAAAUCUAACUUCGAAUCCUCCCGACGUUUCUUCGCCGCAUGAUGUUACCGGAGUGCAAGAUGUCGUUGAUCAGUUUUUUCAGCCUGUAAAACCUACAUUGGGUCAAAUAGUUAGGCAGAAGCUUAGUGAAGGAAGGAAGGUAACAUGCCGUCUUCUUGGAGUCAUUCUUGAGGAAUCAAGUCCAGAAGAACUUCAAAAACAAGUAACCGUGAGGUCAUCCGUUCUGCAAGUUCUCCUAGAGAUUACAAAGUAUUGUGAUUUAUACCUCAUGGAAAGAGUUCUUGACGAUGAAAGCGAAGCCAAGGUUCUAGAGGCUUUAGAGAACGCAGGAGUUUUCACAUCUGGGGGUUUGCUCAAAGAUAAGGUCCUCUUUUGUAGUACGGAGAUUGGAAGAACUUCCUUUGUCAGACAACUAGAACCUGACUGGCAUAUCGAUACAAACCCGGAAAUCACCACACAACUAGCUAGGUUCAUCAAAUAUCAGCUUCAUGUCUCUGCUGCGAAACCCGAGCGGACGGCUCCAAACGUGUUCACCUCGCAGUCAAUAGAACAAUUCUUUGGGUGUGCUUGAUGCCAACAACAAAGAAAAGAGAGGUGAAAGAUAACGUGAAAACCAUAAACUCAUAAUUUCAGUUUCUGACACAAGAAGAAGCGUAAAUGGUCUCGUUUCAUCAUCGAGCAACUCUCACAGGCCGCUAAGCUAGAAAACUUCUUCUUCCUUUUUAUUGUCUUGAUGUUUUAAAGUUUGAUGUUUUUGGAGUUAGAUGAUUACGGAGAGAUCCUUGGUGAAAGUAUCAAAAUUGUGUAAUUUUUGUAUUAGCAGUGUCUUAAGGAAAGAACCAAAAGUCCGUUAAUUAUGUCUGCAUCUCUUCUUGCAGGCUUCUAUUAUCAGUGGGAUAUUUGUAAUGUGAAGUUAUAAAUUCGUUUCACUUCUGUUUAACUGAUGCAA